ACUCGGGUCCCAGUCACUUCCGGGCCGCUUCCUUCUCGAAGCUUUGUGGGUAGCCGGCCGGGGGGUCUCCUGGCGACGACGAUGGCGGGGGAUGUGGGCGGUCGCAGCUGCAAGGACUCGGAGCUGCUGCUGCACCCGGAGCUGCUGUCGCAGGAGUUCCUUCUCCUCACGCUGGAGCAGAAAAACAUUUCUGUUGAAAACGACGCACGAAUAAACAAAGACGAGCUUACCGAUCUUUAUGUCCAGCAUGCGAUACCGCUGCCUAGGAGGGAAUUGCCAAAGAACAGAUGGGGGAGAAUGAUGGAAAAGAAGAGAGAGCAACAUGAGAACAAAACUGAGACUAGAAGGGAUAACACUGUAGAUGGAUUCAGAAAAAGACCCCUCAUUGUGUUUGAUGGAAGCUCAACAAGUACAAGCAUAAAAGUGAGAAAAACAGAGAAUGGAGAUAAUGAUCCACUUAAGCCGCCCCCUCAGGCAAGCUUUACCAGUAAUGCCUUUCGAAAAUUAUCAAAUUCUUCAAAUGUUUCACCCCUAACUCUGUCUUCCAAUUUGCCUAUGAACAAUAAAAUGAAACACAGUAAUAAUGACACUAAGCAGAAUCAUGACCUAACGCAUAGGAAAAGCCCUUCGUAUGUCGUGAAGUCCCCACCCUUGUCCCCUGUUGGAGCUACGCCUGUGAAGUUAAAGCGAGCCGCCCCAAAGGAAGACGCAGAAGCUAUGAAUAACCUGAAGCCUCCGGAAGCAAAGAGGAAGAUACAGCAUGUUACAUGGCCAUGAAGGAAAGUUUCCAGAAAUUGUUGCUGCGGAGCCCUUCAGAAUGGACGGCUAAAACCACUGCUCCUGAUCGCUUCUUCCCCCACGGAGCCAGGGCCGGUCAGUGCUCACUAAGUGUCCUCCUCCUGAGUUGCACACGGAGCUGACCGAUGGUGACUGCACUGA
Molecule: messenger RNA, 939 nt
Organism: Ochotona princeps (American pika)
Lineage: Eukaryota; Metazoa; Chordata; Mammalia; Lagomorpha; Ochotonidae
Gene: TSLIG2
Product: chromosome 8 C2orf49 homolog
Exons: 5
Coding region: 82-777 (231 amino acids)
Biological process (GO): embryonic morphogenesis
Cellular component (GO): tRNA-splicing ligase complex
Source: RefSeq, a predicted model, not a curated record